Messenger RNA from Oldenlandia corymbosa var. corymbosa, 450 nucleotides. NCBI's taxonomy places the organism in Eukaryota, Viridiplantae, Streptophyta, Magnoliopsida, Gentianales, Rubiaceae. The record is from the annotation of a GenBank genome assembly.
AUGGGGGAAGCUAUCGAAAACCCUUUUGCCAGACUGUCGUUGAAUCAACGGGAAUCUAGAGUCAUUGAACCGGAGAAGAACUCGCCACUGGGAUACGAUAAGGAGAAAGUUUUGGUGGGGAGACUCAUUACUAGCAAAGUAUUGGGGCACAACACCAUCGUACAAAGGUUGCGGAACGUUUGGUUCCUCAAAGGAAAUCUUACAACCAGUGCUCUUGGGGACAACACGGUUCUUUUUCGGUUCAGCCAUGAUCUGGACAAAAAGAGGGUUCUUGCAGGCGCCCCUUGGUUCAUAGAAGACCACUUGUUGAUUUUGGAUGAGGAAACAGCCAACGUAAUUGUCGGAGAACAUGCUUUCACUUCAUCCCCGCUUUGGUUACAACUUCAUGGUCUUCCGGUGGGGCUCAUAACGGAAAGAAGGAAAGCCUUUGAAGAUUUAGCUAUAGUAUGA